UAGCUAUGUUGGUGGAAAUGAAAACACAAGGAUUCUUAUUUCUAGGUGAUAAUAUGCUAAAGAAAGCACUUUUUUUAGUCCAUUUUAGCCAAUAACACACUGGACCUUUAAGAAGUAUGGUGAAUCAUUUCAUGUUUGUUGCUGUCAUUCAGGUAGAUUGGGUUUCUCCGUUGUUUCAGACAUGGCCCAAACACCGGAUGACCAUCGCUUCCAUUGCUCUGUGUGUCUGGAGCUUUACACUGAUCCUGUCUCCACUCCAUGCGGACACAACUUCUGCAAGCUCUGCAUUAACAAAUACUGGGACAACACAGAAGUGUCUAGCUGCCCCCUGUGCAAGGAGAUAUUUCACAAAAGACCCGAGCUGCGGAUCAACGUCUCCUUCAGAGAGGUCGUCAAUGACUUUAAAAACACAAACGCAGGCUCAGUGACGAGCGGUGAAGCCUGUGAGGCCAAAGCUGGUGAAGUGGCGUGUGACGUCUGCACAGGUGUGAAACUAAAAGCCAUGAAGUCCUGCCUGGUGUGUGUGGCGUCGUACUGUGAGGGUCACCUGGAGCCUCACAAGACAGCAGCAGCCCUGAGUAGACAUAAGCUGAUUGAGCCAGUCAGGAACCUGGAGGACAGGAUAUGUAAGAAGCAUGGGAAGAUCCUGGAGCUGUUCUGUAAGAUGGAGGAGAGGUUCAUAUGUCAGAUUUGUGCCGAGACGGACCACAGCCAACACCAAGUUUUAACAGCAGAGGCCGCGUCACAGCAGAAAAUGGCAAAAUGUAGUUUUUAUUUUGUCGUUAUGAGUUGUGUAAGUGACAAAGUAUGUGAGCUGACCGAGAGACAACAAAACCAGCUCUGCCUACGACACACCCGCAACCUUCUCUGGCACUUUCAACUCCUUUUAUCUCUUAAACUGACUGAAAAUGCGCAGAAAGAAAUAGAGGACAGUACCGAGAUUUUCAUGUCUGUGAUGGAGUCCAUGAAGACUAUCCACACAGAGCUCAUGGAGGAGAUUGAGGCGAGACACAAUGCAGAACAGAGGAGGUUUGAAAAGCUCAUCAAGGAGCUGAGGCAGGAAAUCGACGAACUGGAGAAGAAGAGUGCUGAACUACAGCAGCUCUUGGGCAUUAAAGACCAUAUCGAGCUCCUGGAGGCAUUCAAUCAAGCCUACACACUACCGUCAACUCAGACCUGGCCAAGCAUCCCCGUCAAUGAGAUGGAUUUCUUGGGUUAUAUCCAGACGUCGUUGAUUAAAGCAAGAGAGUUCAUCAACCUGGAAAUUAAGAAACAGUCAGCCAAUAAGCUUAAGAAAAUGCAGCAAUUUGCAGAGGACAUCACCAUUGACCCUGACACCGCAGGACCCUGGCUUAUUGUCUCUGACGAUGGGAAAGAAGUCAGGCAGUCUCCAAAGAAGCACAAGGUUCUGACUAGCCCGGCGAGGUUCACAGAAAACACUUUUGUUGUUGCAACAAAGGGUUUCACCACAGGCAGACACUACUGGGAGGUCAGGGUGAAGGAGAAAUCCAACUGGGUGCUGGGAGUCGCUUCUGGCACGGUGAAGAGGAGGGAACACGUCGCUCCUUCCCCGGAGAACGGCUUGUGGACCUUAGGUCACAGGGAUGGAGGGCAGUAUUUUGUGUACACCCGAAAUCCAUUCCCUUUAACGCCGUCUACCCCUCCCCAGAGGGUGGGUGUGUUUGUGGAUUACGAGGAGAGGCAGGUGUCGUUCCUCGAUGUGGAGGCCAAGACUCACAUCUUCACCUUCACAAAGUGUAACUUUACACAGAAGGUUUACCCCGUAUUUGAUCCCUGUGUGGCGGCAGAAAAAAAGGAGGUGGCUCCUCUGAAAAUUAUGAUGGUAGAGCUCACAAAAUAA
Messenger RNA from Epinephelus lanceolatus (giant grouper), 1861 nucleotides. The record is from RefSeq and is a predicted model, not a curated record. NCBI's taxonomy places the organism in Eukaryota, Metazoa, Chordata, Actinopteri, Perciformes, Serranidae.